AUGUCAACCAAAUACAUCAUAGAACAUUUAGAUGAACUGGAGGAAUGGUGCAUACUUGAAUAUAUACAUAUAUGCCAAACGGUAAAAGAUGAAAAUGUAAUAUUUACAAAAUUUUGUGAAAACUUCAGUGAAUUGACAAAUGGUAAAUAUAAACCAGCAUGCUAUGAAAAGUCAAUAGAUGAAAUAAAGAAUGAUCUAUUGUCAGGAAAUAUUUGUUUAUUAGACAUGAAAGCACAAAAUAAAUUAACAUGUAACGAUAAAAAUAAAAUCGAUUUUUUAUUAUUCGGAGGAAUAUUAGGAAAUGUUCCAUCUGAUGAUCGUACAUCCAUAUUAAGAAAUUUUAAUUUCCCUAUAUCAAGAAAUUUAGGUCCUAUACAAAUGACUACUAAUACAGCUGUUCUUGUUUGUCAUAUUAUUUUGAAUGAUAAUAUAGAAUUAGAACAUAUUCCAUAUGUUGAUAAUCCUGAGAUUUUUCUUAAAAAUAAUAAGGAAUCGAUAUCUCUUCCUUUUCGUUUUGUUUCCAAAUAUUAUUACACCCAAUGUGAGCAAGAUAAAAAUGUUCCUGUUCUUCCAGAAAAUUUUAAAGAAUACUUAAUAAAAUUGGGUGAUCAACAGUUUGAUGACAUAUCAUCAUUUUUAGAAAAUGAAGAUGAUUAA
Plasmodium adleri (nom. inval.) is the source of this 657-nucleotide messenger RNA. Its product is annotated as SAM-dependent RNA methyltransferase, putative. The coding region runs from base 1 to 657 and encodes 218 amino acids. The record is from RefSeq and is a predicted model, not a curated record. The transcript has a single exon. Gene Ontology annotation, biological process: peptidyl-arginine methylation. Gene Ontology annotation, molecular function: protein-arginine omega-N monomethyltransferase activity. Lineage: Eukaryota; Apicomplexa; Aconoidasida; Haemosporida; Plasmodiidae.